Messenger RNA from Caenorhabditis sp. 36 PRJEB53466, 2460 nucleotides. The record is from the annotation of a GenBank genome assembly. Lineage: Eukaryota; Metazoa; Nematoda; Chromadorea; Rhabditida; Rhabditidae.
AUGGCUCGUAGCCGUUGUUGCACCCUCCUGUGCCACAUAAACACGCGCAUCGCCCUAACCGUACUGGACAUCCUGAUCGGCGUCUCGAACAUUCUCUCCUACGCCCUCCAGUUCCACAAUUGGUCGGCGCUGACGCUCACCGCACUGGCCACCCUGGUCGCCUGCCAGACACUGAUUAUGUUCGUCGCCGAGAAGAGAUGCACCAUAACCGAUUGGCCGCGGAGCACUUUUCGAUGGAUUACGUGGACUGGUAUGUGUUAUCAUCGGUUUGGGGGGGCGGAAAAUGACGUGGCCGAGCACACAACUGAAUUGUGAUUUUUCAGGUAUCAUCACUGGAAUUCUGGCAUUUUUGACGUUUAUCGCAUGCUUCAUUGUCGCUGGAAUCCGGCACAUUCAAUUCACAAGUAAGAUUUGCUGAAAUAUCGAAAAUCUGGAAAAUCUGAAAAUUCGAAAGUCACAAGUUCGAUGCCUGAAAGCGUCUGAUGGAUUUUGGACACUUUGAAGAGUAUCUACUCGAUUUUUCAGCCCUCUAUCUCGUCUAUAACGGUUUUUACAAAUCUCGCUCGAGAUUCAAAGUCUCAAGUUCGAUGCCCCGGCUCGAUUUUUCGUUUUUACUCAUUUUCCUAUGUAUUCGCUCAUUUUUUCAGAUCUCUACGGCGAAAACUUGUGGUUCACCGGGCUCUGGGCGACCGCAAUCACAAAGUACACGUGGCAAAACGCGUUUCUGGCGCGGAAUUACGCGAAUCAGAAGGCGGAAUUGGAUUUGGAGGACUCGUGUAAAGCCUAAUUGAAUUGUACAUUCAUAUAGUAGUCGUUUCGGGUUGUUGUACUACCUUGUGAUCUCUAAUGUAUUAAAAAUCUUGAUUUAAUUGUGCUUACAAGAGCUUCAGAAGCCCCUCAAAUAAUAGGUAAAAAGCCGCACUAGCGCACCUUUUCGACCAUCCUAAAUUUUUGCAUUUUUAAGCCAUUUUAAGGCUUAUUUUAAUCAACAACAUGUCUUAGCUCAUACAAAAUGUAUCAUUUUCAACAAUUUUCAAAAAAGUGGUCGAAAUACCCAGUGGGUGCGCUAGAAAAAGUGGUCGAAAUGGAUGGUCAAAGUGGUCGAAGUGGUCGAGAAAACUGCGCUAGACAUUCUUGAGUAUUUUCAUGCUUUCACACUCCAAAAAUUUACUUUCGGCGCAGUCGGUAUGUCGGAUACCUCCAAGGCUAAGGCAUGAGGGUUUGACUGCGAGUGUCGUCAAAUAUUUUACACGGAACCCCAGCAUUCCAAUGCGCAAGCGAGUUGUCAAUGGGGCGCGCUUGCAUCCACCGUCGACUCGCAGUUUCUUUUUUCAAUUGAAAACCAGAAUUCUUUGGUUUUUCUCUUAAUACGCACUCAAAUUUUGUUCUUUCCGAACCGUAGGGCGAUUGUCUGAGUUAAAAGCAUCGAUUUAAGCGCGAAACGGAGCAGAUUCGUUCAGAAUUGACCAAAUUGAGGGAUUUUGUCGAAAACUACUGAAAAAAAACCGAGUUUUAACGAUUAUUUCGAGUUCGGACACUGGCAUUCGAACCGUCCAGUCAACAAGCAGUUUAUUGCGCAUCUUUUAAGCGCUCAACUGUCGAAAAAUAUACAGAUUUUAGAUAAUUGAGGCAAAUUUUCGAUUCCCAAAGGAAAAAAAUUCUGUAAUUUUCAGGAAAAAACGUUUUGAAAUUGAUGACGAAGCAGUUAAAAUUUCAUUUUUUAUUCAUUUCUAAUCAUUAUCAUAAGUUUUGACACUGAUUGCUUCUGAAAAGAUGGGGAUAAUGCAAAAAAAAGGGAAAAUUGAAAUGAGAAACUCUACAACGACGCUCCGGAAUUACGCGUUACGCGCCUUGUUUAGCGCACGUGAAUUGCGCCAAGGGAAUUUUUUUUUGUUGGAAGGCUGAGGUUCCGUGAUUUUUGCCAUUUUUGUUUUACUUAUUAUUUUGGUUUUCACAAUCACACAUAGCCAAGAAAUUGAAAAUAGAAGAGUUGAAAAUGGAAGAAUAGAAGAAAAUAGAAGAGAAGAGUUUAUCGCAUGCUUCAUUGUCGCUGGAAUCCGGCACAUUCAAUUCACAAGUAAGAUUUGCUGAAAUAUCGAAAAUCUGGAAAAUCUGAAAAUUCCAAAGUCACAAGUUCGAUGCCUGAAAGUGUCUGAUGGAUUUUGGACACUUUGAAGAGUAUCUGCUCGAUUUUUCAGCCCUCUAUCUCGUCUAUAACGGUUUUUACAAAUCUCGCCUGAAAUUCAAAGUCUCAAGUUCGAUGCCUCGGCUCGAUUUUUCGUUUUUACUCAUGUUCCUAUGUAUUCACCCAUUUUUUCAGAUCUCUACGGCGAAAACUUGUGGUUCACCGGGCUCUGGGCGACCGCAAUCACAAAGUACACGUGGCAAAACGCGUUUCUGGCGCGGAAUUACGCGAAUCAGAAGGCGGAAUUGGAUUUGGAGGACUCGUGUAAAGCCUAA